Molecule: messenger RNA, 1524 nt
Organism: Acanthamoeba castellanii str. Neff
Lineage: Eukaryota; Discosea; Longamoebia; Acanthamoebidae
Product: Leucinerich repeat protein lrrA, putative
Exons: 6
Coding region: 1-1524 (507 amino acids)
Molecular function (GO): protein binding
Source: RefSeq, a predicted model, not a curated record
AUGGGCAACGAUUUGGGAAAGGAGCUGAUGAAGAAGAAGUACAAGAAGAAGGAGAUCGUGGAUCUGCGUAAGCAGGGCAUCCCCGAGAUUCCCAAAUCGGUGCGCCAGCUCCAGUGCCGCGAGCUCAUCUUGGCCGAGAACGACAUUACCUCGCUGCCCGACGAGCUGGGCAAACUGGCGCGUAUCGAGGUGCUCGACCUGGGCAACAACCGCAUCAACCACGUCCCGCCCGCCCUCGGCGAUCUCGCCCCGACCCUGCGCGAGCUGUGGCUCUGCAACAACAAGCUCUUCUUCACCGCCCCGCUCACCCCCAACCUGGGCAAGCUGCGCCUCCUCCAGAAGCUCGACCUCAGCGGCAACCAGCUCGAGGAGCUCCCCGCCGAGCUCGGCCAGCUCUCGGCCCUCCAGUACCUCGACAUCAGCGGCAACAACCUUCAGGUCUUCCCGCCCGAGUUCGGCAACCUGCGCGCCCUCCUCAUCUUCAAGGCCGAGAACAACCGCCUCCGCGCGCUCGCCCCCGAGGUGGGCAACCUCACCGAGCUCAGCGAGUGGUACCUCGCCAACAACGCCCUCUCCCGCCUGCCCCCGCAGAUCGGCAACCUCCGCAACCUACAGGUGUUUGAUUUGUCGAACAACAAGCUGCAGGACCUGCCGGCCGAGAUGGGCUACCUGGCCAGGCUGCGCAGCUUCUCGGUGAACGAGAACUCCAACCUCAAGACCCUGUUCCCGCUCGAACAGCUGAACCAGCUCCAGUACAUGGGCCUGCGCAACACGCUCCUGGACGAGCUCCCAGAGGACCUGUGCACGCUGCCCAGCAUCGUCGAGCUCGACCUCAGGAACAACCUUCAGAUCGGACGCAUUCCUCCCGAGAUCGGCCGUCUCACCACACUCAGAAGGCUUGAUCUGUUCGGCAACAAGUUGACGAACCUGCCGGCGGAGAUCGGCAACCUGGUCAAUCUGGAGCUGCUCGACUUGCGCCAGAACUCGCUGGCCAUCGAGCUGAUCCCGCCCGAGCUGGGCCGCCUCACGCGCCUCGAGCGUCUGCUGAUGAGCAAGAACAAUCUCGCCACCCUGCCGGCCGAGAUCAAGACCAUGUACGCCCUCAAGGAGCUCGACGCCGCCAACAACGUGCUCCUCUCCGUUCCCGAGGAAAUCGGCUGUCUCUCCAACCUGCAAAAGCUGAACGUGUCGGGCAAUCGGUUGCUGACGCUGCCGCCCACUAUCGCCCUGCUGACGGCGCUCACCAAGCUCGACAUCAAGGGCAACGAAAUCCACGAGCUGCCCUCGGAGGUCGGCGAGCUCAGCAGCGUGGUCAAGAUCGACAUGUCGCACAACAUGAUGACCAACUUGCCAUGGGAGUUGGGGAGCCUGCCCAAGCUGGAGGUCAUGGACAUCAGCCACAACCCGCUGGUGAUCCCGCCGCCAGACGUGCUCAACAGAGGCACACCCGCCGUACUCGCGUGGCUCCGCAAGAACGAGAAGACGGGAAGAAACAAGCACGUCACAGGUCUCUCCUUCGUCUAA